This is a messenger RNA of Sinocyclocheilus rhinocerous, 1358 nucleotides long. RefSeq names its product Tax1 (human T-cell leukemia virus type I) binding protein 3 (gene tax1bp3). Gene Ontology annotation, molecular function: protein kinase binding. The transcript has 4 exons. Lineage: Eukaryota; Metazoa; Chordata; Actinopteri; Cypriniformes; Cyprinidae. The record is from RefSeq and is a predicted model, not a curated record. The coding region runs from base 240 to 617 and encodes 125 amino acids. Gene Ontology annotation, biological process: neurotransmitter receptor transport, endosome to postsynaptic membrane; establishment or maintenance of epithelial cell apical/basal polarity; neurotransmitter receptor transport postsynaptic membrane to endosome. Gene Ontology annotation, cellular component: adherens junction; postsynaptic density; basolateral plasma membrane.
CGCAUCAACAAUUACACGUGCUCAACUGAUAAAUAUGGUUAAGUAAAUGGACGAACAAUAUGAGAGAAGUGUAAUGUGGACUUGAGGGCAGGGUUUGUGUAGCGCAGCCCAGCCCCAACAUGACACACAGCCAAAGAGGAGGAACCAAACACACUCACUCGAGUUAUUAUCAGUGAAAAUUACUCCACUAAACACCCAAGAGCCCCAACGGGGAAUAAACGUUUUAUAACAAACAGAAAAUGUCGUUCAUCCCCGGUCAUCCUGUCACAGCAGUUGUGCAACGAAUUGAGAUUCACAAACUACGGGAUGGUGAUAAUUUAAUAUUAGGAUUCAGCAUUGGAGGGGGAAUCGACCAAGAUUCAAGCCAGAAUCCUUUUUCUGAAGACAAGACAGACAAGGGCAUCUACGUCACACGCGUGUCUAAAGGUGGACCUGCAGAGGUGGCUGGUCUCAGGAUGGGAGACAAAAUCAUGCAGGUGAACGGCUGGGACAUGACUAUGGUGACUCAUGAUCAGGCACGAAAGAAACUCACCAAGAAGAAUGAAGAUGUGGUCAGGCUUCUCGUCACUAGAAAAUCCCUGGAGAAUGCAGUCAGACAGUCCAUGAUGCAACACUAAUGCAGAUCUAAUCGAAUGUCUUUAUUGGUUAAUCACAUGUUCAGAACAUGUUUUAACUAAUAAAAAACAAACAGCCUCCCUCAGCCAAAGAGUGAUGUCAAGAAACCCUUUAUACUCAGUGUGGACUAACAAGGACUUGUGUUAAAGAUCAUUUUGAUGUAUUGAACUCUAACUGAACCAGUGUGUGUGUGAGUACAAUCUAAAGAUUGUGGUUUGCAUUCCAUACUUUGCUACACUAAUUUAAAUUUAGUUACACUUUAUACUACACUAUCUUUAGCACAUACUCCUGAAUGUAUCUUGGAGUCUAUAAACUCCAUAUCAUUUCAUUCAUAGAUCUCAAGGGCUACAGUGAAUUGUGUUCACCUCAUUUCUCGUUAACGCUUACACCUACAUAUACGCCCAUUAAUUAAUCAAUCAAGUAAUGUGGGAAACAGCCAGCAUACAGUUGUACUUCAAUGACCACUAAUUUUGCUAUUUUUUGUUUCUCUUCAUCUUAUAACUUUGUUUUUGUACUUAAUUAACACAAUAUUAGCCUAAUGAUGCUAUUGAAAUAUCAUCCUCUGACCAGAUAAAUGGCUCCAUCUGGAUUUGGCACAAUUGAGAACACUGCAGUUUUGUAUUUAGCAAUACUUUUUUUUUCUCUCUCUCAUUUUUCCUGUUUUGAAAAUGUUUUUGAUACAGAUUUUUUGGCGUUUGAUUGUAUGAAGAUAUAUUUUCACGUAAGCGAAUAAAGUAAUCUUC